Talaromyces amestolkiae is the source of this 900-nucleotide messenger RNA. RefSeq lists its product as uncharacterized. Gene Ontology annotation, molecular function: RNA-DNA hybrid ribonuclease activity; nucleic acid binding. NCBI's taxonomy places the organism in Eukaryota, Fungi, Ascomycota, Eurotiomycetes, Eurotiales, Trichocomaceae. Gene Ontology annotation, biological process: DNA replication, removal of RNA primer. Bases 1 to 900 code for a protein of 299 amino acids. The record is from RefSeq and is a predicted model, not a curated record. The transcript is spliced from 2 exons.
AUGGUCUACACUAUGAAGCUCUACGUCGACGGCGGCUGUCGCAGGAACGGCUACUCCAACGCCAUCGGCGCAGCAGCCGCCUGUCACAAAACCAAAUGGGGCAAGUACAAAAUUUGGAUGCGCAACAUGAAGGGCACAGUGACCAACCAACGCGCGGAGAUAUCGGCAAUCAUCCUGGCGCUCGAAUUUGCGCUGGAAAAAUACAAAAAUGAUCUCAAUGAAAUKCCAUUAAUGGACGUGGAAAUAUUCUCGGAUUCGAAAUAUGCGGUGAAUUGUAUGAAUGAAUGGAUAUACAAGUGGUGUCGGAACGGAUGGACGAAUGCUGCGGGUAAUCCAGUCGCGAACCAGGACCUGAUAAGACGGGCAUCGAAUCUAGAUGAUGAUAUCAAGGAGAUUGGUUUGGUGGAAUAUACCUGGAUUCCCAGGUCUGAAAAUGAGGUUGCGGAUCGAUAUUGCAAUAUUGCGAUGGACAGGCAGGAGGAGGAGCAGAGGGAGAUGGAGAGAGAAAGGAGAGAGGAGGAGGAGCGAAGGAGCAGGUACUGGGAUUCUUCUUCUGAUAGUGAUUGGCGCGACAAGGAUGGAUUUGCGCCCACCAACCAACGAGCAGAGCUCACCACAAUCGUUAACACGUUCAGACUGCUCGAUCAAAAAUUGAGUGGGGGCAACGAUUGCGUUCCGCACCUCGAUAUUGAGAUUUUCUCGGAUUCGCGAUAUGCGAUUGGAUAUAUAACAGAAUGGGCGGACAGGUGGGAGUCUAAUGGAUGGAGGCUUUCGAACGGUGCUCUAGUGGCGAAUCGACAAUUGAUACAGCGAACGCUUGAUUUGGAGGACAAGUUUCGCGAUUUCGCUGAUGUCAGAUAUACUUGGACCCCCAGAUCAGAGAACGUGAUUGCGGAUUGA